Molecule: messenger RNA, 2306 nt
Organism: Gigantopelta aegis
Lineage: Eukaryota; Metazoa; Mollusca; Gastropoda; Neomphalida; Peltospiridae
Product: transcription factor Sp9-like
Exons: 2
Coding region: 73-1422 (449 amino acids)
Biological process (GO): regulation of transcription by RNA polymerase II
Molecular function (GO): DNA-binding transcription factor activity, RNA polymerase II-specific; RNA polymerase II cis-regulatory region sequence-specific DNA binding
Source: RefSeq, a predicted model, not a curated record
GGGCAAGCCGCGUGUUAUUGAGAAAUAGACAAGCACCGCAACGGAAUAGACAUCUAUGCGAGAGGGUGUCGAAUGGCGACCACGAUAAUAGGGGAAACUCAUCCUCUGUGCGGCACCCCCCUGGCUAUGUUGGCUGCCCAGUGUAACAAGAUUAACAACCGAAGUCCUCCCCCGUUUCCCGAGAACCCGCUUACUAAAGGCUUCCACCCGUGGAGAAAGUCCGACCUCGGCGCCGUCGCGUCGGGCUCCGUCGCCGUGAUGACGUCGUCCCAGAAACCGGGCGGCUUAUCUUCAGUAUCGACAACGUCGGCAGGUCACUACGCCAACCACCACCGCGUCCACACAACGUCAUCGUCGCCGACAACAACUGGGUACGGCGACAACCAGUUCUACACAUCUACCGGAACUGUUCCGUACGUGCAGACGGAAGCUGCGCAGACGUCGUUGGCGCAUAAGGUACACGGCGACGACGUGUUGAGGGAGGCCAGUCUGGGGACGAUGUACUCCAGGAUGCAUUCUCUGGCCAGUCACCCUUACGAAUCGUGGCCCUUCAACAUCGCCGGUGCGCACGCGGCUACUGCGCAUUCUCUGAAGGCCGCUGACGUCACCGGAAGUGUAAACGGAGCAUCGGCUUGGUGGGACGUCCAUCCGAACUCGGGCAACUGGAUACCGGAUGUGGCUGGAGCGACGGCUGGUGCCGCACUGAGAACGCAGAUCGGGACUACAUACCCGGCGGCGGAAUACACGUUAACGCAUGCGCUGACGUCGAAUCCGGCGAACGCACUAUUUUCGUCGAGUCAGCAGAUCCUACAAGACACGUACAGCACCUACAAGUCGAUGUUGUCCACUCAGACGGAAUUGGGCCCGACCGGGGUCAGUUCUUUCUACGCCCGCUCUGGACUGUCAAACCUCUCUAACUCGAGAGGUCAGCGGCGCUACACCGGAAGGUCCAACUGCGACUGCCCAAACUGCCAGGAAGCAGAUAGACUGGGACCGGCCGGCGAACAUUUACGGAAGCGUAACAUUCACAGCUGUCACAUUCCAGGAUGUGGCAAAGUCUACAACAAAACGUCGCAUCUGAAAGCCCACCUCAGGUGGCACACAGGAGAGCGACCAUUCGUCUGUAACUGGCUGUUCUGUGGUAAACGAUUCACGCGAUCGGACGAACUACAGCGUCAUUUGCGGACGCACACGGGUGAAAAGCGGUUCGCCUGUCCUGUGUGUAACAAACGAUUCAUGCGCAGCGACCAUCUGGCUAAACACGUGAAAACACACAGUGAGGGGAAGGAAGGGGAAGAGGGCAGUGACUCGGAGAAUGCCCAGGAUUCGACCAAUGGGAAUCCUGCUCAUGACUCUGUUAUGACGUCACCAGCGUCUCUACCAAUCAGCGUGGACGUUGAUGGCGGGAAACGUUUGCAAUAGUUGUGUCGCUGCCAUUGUGUUUUAUUUCGAUUGUUUAGUGCUAAGUUGGUUCUUUUUCUCUUUCUUUGUUUUUCGUUUUCUGUGCAACCAACGUUAUCGGUUAAUUAACAAAUUAAAUUUGAAUAUGAUACAAUGACGUGAGCAGUCGAGAUGACAAGACAUUUAAUAUAUACCACUACCUAAUACAAGAAUCAAUACCUAAUAAAAUGCAUGAUGAAAUACACAGUAAAUGCAAAAGGUUUUCACAAGGAACGCAUUUGGUUUAUAAUAUUGAAAAAUAGGCACAAUUUGUUUAAGAGUGCCAGCAUUUUUCCAGUUAAACAACUGUUUGAAUGUAACAACAUUAGGCCGAACAGUAUAAAAUUACUUUAAAUACGUUGAUCUUUCAUCUUGAAAUUUAUCACAUUAAAGUAAAUAGUGAAACUCAUCUCCGAUUUCGUCCGAAGAGCAUAAUGUACAUAUCUUAAUUUCGCCUGGUAUUUUAGACCACCGCUUUUUAUUGGUAAAAACAAAUAGUUGAAAAGACGAAAUCGUAGAAGACAAAUAAAAUUGUUCCUGCUUAAUAUAUUUAAGGACGGUUCAAACUAUGUUGGUUUGUUAAAACAUGUCCCCAACAUUAGCAAAUAAAAUCCACAACAUUCCCUUUUCUUAGUUCUAAUGAUUUCUUGUCAACUUCUUAGUUUGUCUUUGUUCACUCAUUCAUUCAUUCAUUCAUUCAUUAUUCUGUCUCGAAACCACUGUUACUAAGUUACAUCGUCACACAAUUUACCUUUAGUUUGUUUCUAAUGUUAACAUUUAGUUGAUACUUACACCUUCAUUCUACUGUAUUAAACAUAUCUGUUAUUAAAAUUUACAAACAAUUGUAGACAUUAAAAAAUACUUUG